AAUUUCUUUCAAAUCCAUGCCCAAAAUGCAUAGAAAAUUAGCUGGGUGCCCUCUUCCCCACCGCCCUCGUCAUUCUUACAUUUCGACGAAGUUUCCUUUUUCUCGAGCCUUUAUGUACACAUAUUACAUAUAAAUAAACGCGUGUGUGAGUACCUGAAGGUGUGAGAUGUUGGAGAAUUCGGAGUGAGAAAUUGAGAGAAUUUUGGGGAUUAAAAGUGUGAAUUUCUUGAGAAAUGGAUUCUGAUUUGUGGGCUCGCCUUUCUAAUUCUUCUUCUUACAGGCGUUAUCAAUCUCGAUCAGACUCAUAUCGCGGAGAGGAGUACGAAGGGGAAGAAGAGCUGAGGCCAGAGUUUCUCUGUCCAUUUUGCACUGAUGAAUUUGAUAUUGUUGGUCUCUGUUGUCAUAUUGAUGACGAGCAUGCCAUCGAAGCCAAAAAUGGGGUCUGCCCUGUUUGUGCAAAAAGGGUGGGGACAGGUUUGGUUAGCCACAUAACUGGGCAGCAUGGGAGUCUUUUAAAAGUGCAGCGAAGGAGGAGAAUUCGAAGGGGAGGAUCUAAUUCUGCACUUUCUAUAUUAAGAAAAGAGUUACGAGAAGGAAAUCUGCAAACCCUCUUCAGGGGAUCUUCGUAUUUGUCAUCAAAUGCAGAACCCGAUUCACUGUUAUCGUCCUUCAUAUACAGUCCACCCGUGGUUGAUGAACCUCCUGAAGUUCAACCUCUUUCUUCAACUAGGGCUUUCUCAAUACCAAAAUCCACUGGUGAAGAUUUGGUGGAAAGUAACAGAAAUGUUCAACAUUUAGCACUGUCUGACAAGGACCAAGAGGAGAAGGCUCAAAAAUGUGAAUUUGUGCAAGGACUCCUGCUUUCUACUUUUCUUGACAACUUAUAAGCUGAAAAGUGCAUCCUAUUAAUGCUAGUUUACAUUCUAGUCAUGGAAGCCUACAGCGGAAGAAAGAGCAAGAGAAUAAAGCUGAGCUUUUCGUGUUGUAUUUCUGCCAAAAGUGACUCUUGAAGUUCCUAUUGUAUGUAAAACUUAAUGUUCAUAAUGAUAUAUUUUAUAAAAUGCAAUCUAGUUGAUGCCAUUGGCUGCAUAUUCAUUUCA
Olea europaea var. sylvestris is the source of this 1100-nucleotide messenger RNA. Its product is annotated as protein DEHYDRATION-INDUCED 19 homolog 7-like. The transcript is spliced from 5 exons. The record is from RefSeq and is a predicted model, not a curated record. The coding region runs from base 234 to 887 and encodes 217 amino acids. NCBI's taxonomy places the organism in Eukaryota, Viridiplantae, Streptophyta, Magnoliopsida, Lamiales, Oleaceae.